UGUAUAUCUGGGGUAGGAGGUGAAACAUAAACACCCCGUAAGAAGGUUGAUGUCCGAAUGACCUCUUUAUUCCUUUCUUCAUUAACCCUCAGCCCUUCCAACAAGCCAUCAUGGACCUAUCCGACGUUGAGGGCAACAUGAAGGACGUCUCCUCUCAUGAGAUUGAGAAUGUGAACACUGCUGAGGCAGUCUCGUUCACCCCGGAGGAGGAGAAGGCGUUGGUGAGGAAGAUUGACCUCACCCUCCUGCCCACCAUCUGGAUCAUGUACCUCCUGUCCUACCUUGAUAGAACCAAUAUCGGAAAUGCAAAGAUCUCUGGUAUGGAGGUAGAUCUCGACUUGACGUCCAACCAAUACUCGAUUGCCCUGGUAGUCUUCUUCAUCGGAUACGUGAUCUUCGAGGUGCCUAGCAACCUUGUCCUGGGCCGAUCCCGGCCAUCUAUUUUCCUUCCGUCAAUCAUGAUUCUCUGGGGCGCAUUGACUUGUGUGAUGGCUGUUGUCAAAAGUUUCACCCACCUGGUAGUCCUUAGAGUUAUCCUCGGAUGUGUCGAGGCCGGCUUUGCCCCCGGUGUGCUACUUAUCCUGUCAUCAUGGUACAAACAAACGGAACAGUCAAAGAGAUUCGGUGUGUUCAUCUCAGCAGCCGUUCUCUCUGGUGCCUUUGGUGGUCUGAUCGCUGCCGGAAUCGUCGAUGGCCUUGAAGGCGUCCAUGGUAUUCGUGGUUGGCGAUGGCUAUUUAUUAUUGAAGGCGCCGCCACUGUCGGUUUCGCUAUUAUAUCCCUCUUCAUCCUUCCCGACUUCCCGGCCACGUCGCGACAUUACUCCGAGCGCGAGAAACAGGUCGCCGUGGCACGCCUAGCCACUGAAAAUGUCACCGCUACCACUGAGGAUACCGAACAUCUGAGCCCCUUGGAAGCUUGUAAAGUGGCAUGCCAAAACUGGCGCACCUGGGCCUUCAUAAUUGGAUACAUGGUCAUCGUCGGUUCAAGCACCCUAACCUACUUCUACCCAACCCUCGUCGAAGGACUUUUCGGAAAUGCAUCCACCAAGAAAGUCAACCUACUAACCGUCCCAAUCUACGGCGUAGCAUUCAUCGCCACCGGCAUCACCUCCUACUACAGCGACAAAGUCCCCACCUGGCGCGGGCUAAUCAUUGCCGGCUGGCUAACUAUCUCCCUAAUGUGCUCAGUGAUUGUCUGCGCUCUAUACAACUUCACAGCCCGAUAUAUCCUCCUAGUUAUCAUGGCCGCCGGCCUCUGGGCUACAAAUGGAGGUACACUAGCCUAUGCCUCCUCUGCCUUUGCAGGGAUGCACCCACAAGCCCGAGGUGUUGCAUUAGCUAUGGUGAACGCACUGGGUAAUCUGGCACAGAUCUAUGGAUCGUAUUUGUUCCCGGAGGAUGAUAGUCCGAAGUAUAUUAUGGGGUUUUCGGUUAUUUCAGCCAUGUUGGCGGUGGGUGUGGUUGUGUUUUUGUUCUUGCAUAUUUGGUUUCGGCGUCGUUUGAGGGAGGGGAUCAUUCAGUGA
Aspergillus pseudotamarii is the source of this 1523-nucleotide messenger RNA. Its product is annotated as major facilitator superfamily domain-containing protein. The coding region runs from base 111 to 1523 and encodes 470 amino acids. Gene Ontology annotation, biological process: transmembrane transport. Gene Ontology annotation, cellular component: membrane. The record is from RefSeq and is a predicted model, not a curated record. Gene Ontology annotation, molecular function: transmembrane transporter activity. The transcript is spliced from 5 exons. NCBI's taxonomy places the organism in Eukaryota, Fungi, Ascomycota, Eurotiomycetes, Eurotiales, Aspergillaceae.